GAGAAGGCCAGGAAAGGAUCCAUCCAGGCCGCCGAUAACUUUUUUUCCUGGAUACAUUCUUUUGUACCGCUUUCACCAUCCUACCCACUUGCAUCCGCAGUUUUCUGUUUAGCGGUUUCGUUUUCGUCGAGUGUGUCUCGACCUCCCAUCUCUCAAGAUGGCGAUUCAAAAGAAGCAUGGUAAAGGUCGUUUGGAUAAGUGGUAUCGCCUGGCGAAGGAGAAGGGUUACAGAGCGAGAGCUGCUUUCAAGCUGAUCCAGCUGAACAAGAAGUACGGCUUUUUGGAGAAGAGCAAAGUCGUUCUCGAUCUUUGCGCGGCACCCGGUUCGUGGUGUCAAGUUGCUGCAGAAUGCAUGCCCGCACAGAGUAUCAUUGUCGGUGUCGAUCUUGCGCCUAUUAAGCCGAUCCCCCGAGUCAUCACUUUCCAGAGCGAUAUCACAACCGAGAAGUGUCGCACAACAAUUAGACAGCACCUGAAGCACUGGAAGGCUGAUACCGUACUUCACGAUGGUGCCCCCAAUGUCGGUACCGCCUGGGUUCAGGAUGCUUUCUCUCAGGCAGAGCUGGUGUUGCAGUCUCUGAAGUUGGCUACGGAGUUCUUGGCGGAGGGCGGUACAUUUGUUACGAAGGUCUUCAGAUCCAAGGACUACAAUCCGCUCCUGUGGGUUUUCAAGCAACUCUUUGCGUCCGUGGAGGCGACGAAACCUCCGUCUUCUCGAAACGUUUCUGCAGAAAUUUUCGUUGUUUGUCGCAAUUACAAGGCACCAAAGCGCAUUGACCCGAAGUUCCUCGAUCCCAAGCAUGUCUUUGCAGAACUUGCGGACCCUACCCCCAACAACGAGGCCAAGGUGUUCAACCCGGAGAAGAAGAAGCGCAAGAGAGAGGGUUACGAAGAGGGCGAUUACACGCAAUUCAAGGAGGUCCCGGUCACGGAAUUCAUCAACACCACUGAUCCCAUUGCCAUCCUGGGUUCAUGCAACAAACUUAGCUUCCAACAGUCCCCAAGUGGUGACCUUGCCCUCGCCACUUUGGAGAGACUAGAAGAGACGACCGACGAAAUCAAAGCCUGCUGUGAGGAUCUCAAGGUUCUGGGUAAGAAGGAAUUCAGGAACCUGCUCAGGUGGCGACUGAAGGUGCGGGAGCAGUUCGGUCUCGCUGUGAAGAAGGGUGGUCAAGCCAAGGAGGAUGAGACCGAAGAAGUGGCGGAGGUCGCUCCUAUGGAUGACGAGCUGGCCAUUCAAGAGGAGCUGAUGCGCCUUCGUGAAAAGGAAACCUCCAAGCAGAAGAAAGAGCGCCGCAAGGAGAACGAGAGGAAGCGCAAGGAAAUCGUUCGGUUACAGAUGCACAUGACGACACCCAUGGAUAUCGGAAAGGAGCAACUGGGACCUAAUGGCGAGGAUGCCACAUUCUCGCUCAAGCGCGCCGAGAGAGGUGGAAUCAGGGACACCAUUGCUGCCGGCCAUGAAGCACCGAUUGAAAGUGAUAGUGAGGACAGUGCUUCCGAGUCUGACUUCGAGGAGAGCGAUGACGAGGAAGACCGUCUGGAGCGGGAACUUGACAACCUGUACGAGCAAUACCAGGACCGCAAGGAGGACCGGGACACGAAGCUACGGGCAAAGAAGGCCAGGAAGGACUUUGAAGCCGACUCCUGGGAUGGCUUUUCCGAUGAUGACAAGGAAGAUGGUGAGGACUCCGACGACGAGGGUCUUGGAGUUAGCUCCGCCGGCGACAAAGCUCCCAAGUCAGCUUCCCUUUCCAACAGUGCGUCGCUAUUCUUCGACCAAGAUAUAUUCCAAGGCUUAGAAGACAUCGACGAUGUCGAGGAUGAAGAUGAAGAUAGCGCCAUCGAAGUUAAGGAGGCUCGGCCUAAGGGCAAGGAGUCUGAGAAGAAGAAGAAGGCAAAUGAAGCCAAGAAGCCUGUCCAGGCGAUGGAAGACUCGGAUGAAGAAGAUAUUGAAGAGCUUGAGGAUCCACGUAAGAAGAACGGGCAGCUCGAUAUCGACAUCAUCACUGCGGAAGCUAUGGCACUUGCCCAACAGAUGGCUACUGGAGAGAAGAAGUCUUCUGACGUGGUUGAUGAUGGCUUCAACCGAUUUGCGUUCCGCGAUAGUGAUGGUCUCCCCGAGUGGUUCCUUGACGACGAGAACAAGCACAGUAUCCAGAACCGUCCUAUCACCAAGGCGGCCGCAGCCGCAAUCAAGGAGAAGAUGCGCGCCAUUAACGCUCGCCCGAUCAAGAAGGUUAUGGAAGCCAAGGGCCGCAAGAAGUUCAAGGCCGCCCAGCGACUGGAGAAGUUGCGCAAGAAGUCUGCACUGUUGGCAGAUGACGAAGCCCUCAGCGAGCGUGACAAGUCGCAGGCCAUUGCGAGAUUGAUGAGCAGAGCUACCAAGAAGAAGCCCAAGCAGCAGGUGAAGUUGGUGGUUGCCAAGGGAAACAACAGGGGUAUCUCUGGACGUCCUCGUGGUGUCAAGGGCAAGUACAAGAUUGUGGAUUCUCGUAUGAAGAAGGAUAUCCGGGCUCAAAAGCGCCUGGCCAAGAAGAAGAAGAAUUAGUGAUGGGGCUUAGCUGUGGAACUCGAAGCGAUCUUUUUCAUCAUUGUCCAUGUAUAUACCCGGUUAACAUUAUAGAUCUCUGUAUCAUAUCCAUGGUGAAAGGGGUACGUACCUGUUAUUGCGAUCUGUAAUUCGUUUCAAUGGUCCGAUGUAGUACCGGGUAGGUGGCCAUGAAGCUGUCUCCAGGAAAUAUCAAUAUAGG
This is a messenger RNA of Aspergillus vadensis CBS 113365, 2753 nucleotides long. It is a transcript of the gene spb1, whose product is annotated as rRNA methyltransferase spb1. The record is from RefSeq and is a predicted model, not a curated record. Gene Ontology annotation, biological process: maturation of LSU-rRNA from tricistronic rRNA transcript (SSU-rRNA, 5.8S rRNA, LSU-rRNA); rRNA methylation; maturation of 5.8S rRNA from tricistronic rRNA transcript (SSU-rRNA, 5.8S rRNA, LSU-rRNA). The transcript is spliced from 4 exons. Gene Ontology annotation, molecular function: rRNA (guanine) methyltransferase activity; rRNA (uridine-2'-O-ribose)-methyltransferase activity. NCBI's taxonomy places the organism in Eukaryota, Fungi, Ascomycota, Eurotiomycetes, Eurotiales, Aspergillaceae. Gene Ontology annotation, cellular component: nucleus; nucleolus; preribosome, large subunit precursor. Bases 158 to 2551 code for a protein of 797 amino acids.